GCGCUCGCUAUAAAUUCGAGGAGAAACCGCUCCCCGCUCCAAUCCCUCCACGAACUGCAACUCGUCCUCCACUCCAAUGGCGACCUCCCGCCUCCUGGUUUCCCUCUGCGUCGCCGCCGCCGUCGCGGUGGCGGCCGCCGGAGAAGACGCCCUCCGUCUGCCCCGCGGCGCCAGCUUCCCGGCGGCGCAGGCCGAGCGGCUCAUCCGCGCGCUCAACCUCCUGCCCAGGGAGGCAGGGCCGGUCGGCUCCGGCGAUGGCCCCACUGUGGCGCCUGGGGAGCUCCUGGAGCGCCAGGUGAGGCUGCCCGGCGCGCCCGACGGGGCCCAGGACCUAGGCCACCACGCCGGUUACUUCCGCCUGCCACACACGCACGACGCCAGGAUGUUCUACUUCUUCUUCGAAUCGAGGGGCAAGAAGGAGGACCCAGUGGUGAUCUGGCUCACGGGAGGGCCUGGUUGCAGCAGUGAGUUGGCCGUCUUCUACGAGAACGGGCCUUUCACCAUUGCGAACAACAUGUCGCUUGUUUGGAACAAAUUUGGUUGGGAUACGAUCUCAAAUAUCAUAUUUGUUGAUCAACCCACUGGAACUGGCUUUAGCUACAGCUCUGAUGAUCGUGAUACUCGUCAUGAUGAGACUGGUGUCAGCAAUGACCUAUAUGACUUUCUCCAGGUAUUCUUUAAGAAGCACCCAGAAUUUGCAAAGAAUGACUUCUAUAUAACUGGAGAAUCUUAUGCUGGGCACUACAUUCCAGCAUUUGCAAGCAGAGUUCACCAAGGAAACAAAGCAAAUGAGGGCAUUCAUAUAAACUUAAAGGGUUUUGCUAUCGGUAAUGGUCUCACAGACCCAGAAAUCCAAUACAAAGCCUACACUGACUAUGCAUUGGAAAUGAACCUUAUCGAGAAAUCUGACUAUGAAAGGAUCAACAGGUUCAUCCCACCAUGUGAAUUUGCAAUUAAGAUGUGUGCCAAUGAUUCAGGUACCAAUGGAAAAGCAUCAUGCAUGGCAGCUUAUAUGGUCUGCAAUAAUAUUUUCAACUCUAUCAUGAAGCUUGUUGGGACAAAGAAUUACUAUGACGUUAGGAAGGAAUGUGAAGGGAAACUUUGCUAUGAUUUCUCAAACUUGGAGAAGUUCUUUGGUGAUAAAGCGGUCAAAGAAGAACUUGGAGUUGGUGGCAUUGAAUUUGUCUCUUGCAGUACUACAGUUUAUGAAGCAAUGCUCACGGACUGGAUGAGGAAUUUGGAAGUCGGUAUCCCAGCUCUACUAGAGGAUGGGAUCAAUGCCCUUAUAUAUGCUGGGGAGUAUGAUCUUAUAUGCAAUUGGCUCGGAAACUCGAGGUGGGUACACUCGAUGGAAUGGUCUGGCCAGAAAGACUUUGUAUCCUCUAGUGAGUCAUCAUUUGUAGUAGACGGUGCCGAAGCUGGGGUUUUGAAGAGCCACGGACCACUCAGCUUCCUCAAGGUUCACAAUGCUGGCCACAUGGUUCCAAUGGACCAGCCGAAAGCUUCUCUCGAAAUGCUGAGGAGAUUUACCCAAGGAAAACUGAAGGAAUCCCUUCCAGAGUCGAUGGUUUUUAAGGCAGUGAUGUGAUUGACCUGAUCAGAAUUGCUUGCUAGGUAGUCUGAGGUGUCAUUCCGAGGAGUGUGUCGCUGAAGCUUCUUGUUUGCAUUAAUUUUUAUCCACGGUGUGAGCUGAAAUAUACCCCUGAUAAUAACUUUGGUCUGAAAUGUGACUACAAUUCCAGUCAUGUAUGCUGCUGAUGAGAAACCAGUACACGAAGGGGACAGUGUUGGAAGCCUUGUCUGCUGCUCUUGUAAAGCAUCUCAUGUAUACACGCUCUGACCCCAAAGAAAAAUAAUAAUAAAAAGUUCGUUUCUUGAA
Molecule: messenger RNA, 1879 nt
Organism: Panicum hallii
Lineage: Eukaryota; Viridiplantae; Streptophyta; Magnoliopsida; Poales; Poaceae
Product: serine carboxypeptidase 3
Exons: 9
Coding region: 77-1588 (503 amino acids)
Biological process (GO): proteolysis
Cellular component (GO): vacuole
Molecular function (GO): serine-type carboxypeptidase activity
Source: RefSeq, a predicted model, not a curated record